Messenger RNA from Gallus gallus (chicken), 2280 nucleotides. It is a transcript of the gene CD83, whose product is annotated as CD83 molecule. Bases 152 to 799 code for a protein of 215 amino acids. The transcript has 5 exons. NCBI's taxonomy places the organism in Eukaryota, Metazoa, Chordata, Aves, Galliformes, Phasianidae. The record is from RefSeq and is a predicted model, not a curated record.
GGGGCACCACAAGGUAAGACCUCCGGGGGGAUUCCCCAGUCUGUGUCCAGAAAUAUCACUCUAGAAGCAGAAGCAGUUUCACUCUGCUCUCACAGUCCAUCCUGCAAAGAGGCACUGUGUUGCUGCUCUGUGAUUUGAAGCAGCAAUACCCAUGGCUUCAGCAGCCUACCCUCUGCUCUUCACCCUGUGCAAUGUUUGGAGCUUGAUCAAUGGAGCUGCUGUGGCUGUCCCAGAUGUUGCUGUGACAUGCUUUGAAGAAGCUUUGCUGUCCUGUAAAGUUCUUCAGGAUUCCUCGAUCGCCUACCAGGCAGUGUCUUGGUACAAAAUGGCUGGAGUUGGCGACAGAAUAGCAUGGAAAGUCCUUGAUGUGGAAUCUCGUCAUCCAAAAGGACUUGGAGGCUCCCUGGAGCUCUCCAACACCACCUUUCAACUGAGGAUCAGGAAUGCCACCAGCCAGGACAGUGGCACGUACAAGUGCGCUUUGGGGGAACAGAGGGGAGACCACAACCUGAGUGGCAUCAUCACAUUAAAAGUAACAGGUUGCCCUAGAAUAGAAGAUGAAAAACUGAAAAAAUACAAGACUGAGCUUUUCAUGCUGACUUGCCUCGGGAUUUUUUACUUGCUGCUCAUCUUCUUUACCUGUACGUGUCUAAGAAAAGAGAGUAUGUCUCCCAGUGAUAAAAGCAGAAGAGAUUCAAAACGCACUCUCACUCUCAUCAACGCACAUGAAAUGACAACACUCCGGGUUUUAAACAGUGGCAGCACGUGCAAAAGUGGACUUACUUCAAGUUCUAUCUAAGUUGGCACUGUUGAUGGCACCGUAUGCUCAUCAGUGAACAAAUGUCAUGAGACGGAUAGCGGAGUGAUAUGAAGAAGGAAGAAGUGGUGAUAUAUGGCCUCUUCAGGACUGCCCGACAGUAUGGGUAACCUGUCAGUGAUGUGCUUGCUCUGGACAAGCCUUCAAAAAGCACCAUUAUGCACUACGGUAACUUCUUGGUGCUAGUUGGCUAACAAAUGCCAUUGCAGCUACACAACUGCUGUUAAGAAGCUGAUAUCAGCAUUUUUCACUCCACCAGGCAGCCCUCUUGUUCAGACAGACUACUCUCGUGAUGUGAAGACUGGGUAAUAGGGGCACCAUGGCAAUGCAAAGGCUGGAGUUUAGGCUUGUCAGUGAACUAAUCAGUAUGAUGAAGAGCCAGUUUCCUGCUGUUGUCCUGGAUGAAUCGUAUCCACAUUCGUUUUUAAAUAUUAGGCUGACAGAUAAGCUGAAACAUAGGAAGGAAGAAAAUACUUUGAAAAUCUUUCUGGACUGAGAAGAAUCCUAUCUCUGCAAGAGAAGUAGAGAUGCACUUACAUAGUGGGUCCAUCAGACAUUUCCUGCAGGCAUCUCUAGAUAGGUUCAUCCACAUGAGGCUUCUAUUACAACUGUUAACUUUAAAGAAGCGAAAAUAAGAGGGAAGCAGUGUGGAAAGAUGACUUUCUUAGUGGUUUAUAAUACACAAAGUCAACUACAUGAAAUGAAGCCUCUAUCGAUCAAAUUAUAGCGGUAAUGACCAAGGAAGAAACAGACCAUCUAUGUCUCUGUGAUGUAUUGAGUCAGCUGUGGAGAAACAGGAACAGAAGAUGGGACAAAUGAACACCAGCUUUCGGUGUUAACAGUGUGUAGUUUAUGUGAAACAAGGCUGUGAGAGAAGCUGAAUUUAGGAGUGUGAUGCAAGGGUAAGAAGACUUGUCCUUUUGGGCUGAAGAGGGCAAGAGUUACUUUGGAGGUUGAAAUUAAGUGACCACCUUUACAGUGCUGCUGGUGAAGCAAGUAGAGUCUGGAGUGACUGUGGAUUUUUAUGCCACCAGAUGAAGAUUUGAGCCAUAACAUGAGAAUUUGCAAACACAUGAGAACACAAUCAUGUGUUCACGUCAAACUCUACGAAACAAGCCAGCCAAGCAAACAAAAGCCCUUUGAAAGCUAAACUGCAGCAUUAGGAUUAUUCAGUGCAGUUUGGAAUUUCAGGCUGUGACAAGGAGGCUCUUUCUGUAUUCCUUUGACUAAUUCUGAAGUGAUGAUGGGAGGAAAGCACCAUGCAUCACUCAGCAGCUUCUCUGUGAGUGGUGUAGAUGUCUACACUGACGGAAUCCGAGGGGCUUCUGACCAGAAGAAUGGUUGUAAGGGAUAUGGAAUUUUCUUGGGGCAUGGUAAAUUGAUAUCGCAUUUGCUUUCUUAUAAUCAAUUUUUACAUGUAAAUGUGUGUAACAUACUUGAAAUAAAAAUUCAGAGAUAACGUA